Messenger RNA from Gambusia affinis (western mosquitofish), 1428 nucleotides. RefSeq names its product 5-hydroxytryptamine receptor 1A-beta-like. Gene Ontology annotation, biological process: adenylate cyclase-activating adrenergic receptor signaling pathway; regulation of vasoconstriction; regulation of behavior. NCBI's taxonomy places the organism in Eukaryota, Metazoa, Chordata, Actinopteri, Cyprinodontiformes, Poeciliidae. The record is from RefSeq and is a predicted model, not a curated record. Gene Ontology annotation, cellular component: plasma membrane. The transcript has a single exon. Gene Ontology annotation, molecular function: G protein-coupled serotonin receptor activity. The coding region runs from base 88 to 1344 and encodes 418 amino acids.
ACCUGCGCUCCUCCCGGCAGUCCGCUAUGUGCGCUGAUCGGCUGCGCACCGGGCUCCGCUAACACGCUCUGUCCGCACCGCGCCACCAUGGACGGCACCAACAACACCACAGCCUGGCUCGACUUCCCCAACUCCACCGAACCAGCCGCCGCCGCGGGCGCGGAGGUGACGCUGAGCUCCCAGCUGCUCACCUCCUUUCUGCUCGGCGCGCUCAUCCUGUGCGCAGCCUUUGGAAACGGCUGCGUGGUGGCGGCCAUCGCGCUGGAGCGCUCCCUGCAGAACGUGGCCAACUACCUGAUCGGCUCCCUGGCCGUCACCGACCUGAUGGUGUCGGUGCUGGUGCUGCCCAUGGCGGCGCUCUACCAGGUUCUGGACCGCUGGACCCUCGGCCCGGUGCCGUGCGACAUCUUCAUCUCCCUGGACAUGGUGUGCUGCACCUCAUCCAUCCUGCACCUGUGCGCCAUCGCGCUGGACCGCUACUGGGCCAUCACCGAGCCCAUCGACUACAUGAAGAAACGGACGCCGAGGCGAGCCGCGGUUCUGAUCAGCGUCACCUGGAUAGUCGGCUUCUCCAUCUCGGUGCCGCCGAUGCUGGUGAUGCGCUCCCAGCCGAGCGGCGACGCGGAGGACCGGCACAGCCAGAUGGAGUGCAAGAUCCGGCAGGACCCGUGGUACACGAUAUACUCCACGUUCGGCGCGUUUUACAUCCCGCUGACGCUGAUGCUGGUUCUGUACGGGCGGAUUUUCAAAGCGGCGCGGUUCCGGAUCAGGAGGACUGUGCGUAAAACCGAGAAGAAGAAAGUGUCCGACUCGUGCCUGGCGCUGUCGCCGGCGCUCUUCCACAAGAAGCCGCACGGCGACGCGCAGCAGGGCAAGAGCUGGAAGCGCAGCGUGGAGCCGCGGCCGCCGCUUCCGCCGAGCGUCAACGGCGCAGUGAAGCACGCCGACGACGGCGAGUCUCUGGAGAUCAUCGAGGUGCACAGCACCUCCAGGGGCCACCUGCCGCUGCCCAACACCCCGAGCUCCGCGCCGCUGUUCGAGAGCCGCCACGAAAAGGCGACGGAAGCCAAGCGGAAGAUCGCGCUGGCGCGGGAGCGGAAGACGGUGAAGACUCUGGGCAUCAUCAUGGGCACCUUCAUCCUCUGCUGGCUGCCCUUCUUCAUCGUGGCCCUGGUGAUGCCGUUCUGCCGGGAGUCGUGCUACAUGCCCGGCUGGCUGGAGGCCGUCAUCAACUGGCUGGGAUACUCCAACUCCCUGCUCAACCCGAUCAUCUACGCUUACUUCAACAAAGACUUCCAGAGCGCCUUCAAGAAAAUCAUCAAGUGUCAUUUCUGCAAACCCUGAAUCAGAAACGAACCGGGACAGAAACUCGUGUUGAUAAUUAUCGUUAAAUAUCUCCAGACUGUCUGUAGACUAUGCAUAGAUAAA